Molecule: messenger RNA, 1125 nt
Organism: Amphimedon queenslandica
Lineage: Eukaryota; Metazoa; Porifera; Demospongiae; Haplosclerida; Niphatidae
Exons: 7
Cellular component (GO): membrane
Molecular function (GO): G protein-coupled receptor activity
Source: RefSeq, a predicted model, not a curated record
GGGGAUUUCUUGUGUGUAUGUGAUGAAAAAUUUACUGGGAAACACUGUCAAAUAGAGGUCAUCAAUUACAUCGCGCCAGUGAUCACUGAGCCACCAAAACACACAACUGCUAGCCUCUAUUCUUCAGCCAGCCUUACCUGUAGAGCAACAGGAUCUCCCACCCCUACAAUUCAUUGGUAUAAAGAUAAUAGAAUAAUUGCAAAUAAGAACAGUGACCCUUCUGUGUUGGUCUUUCCUGAACUGGAUCUCAGUGAUAGGGGAUUCUACCAUUGUGUUGCUAGCAACAUCAUUAAUGGAAAGAAAGAAGCAAUAAGAUCACCAGUGAUACUGCUCAAUAUAACAAAUGUAGUUCAGUAUGAAGCUGAAAUGGAUUUACCACCAGAUUUUUAUAAUUCUACUGAAUCGACAGAAGAUUUAAUUUUGAAGCUUAUUCAAUCAAGCAACAAUUAUUUAUCAGGCAGUAAUAUUAGUAAUACAUCUUUCUUUUACAUUGAAAUCCUCAAUGCUGAAACAAUUUUACAAAAUACAAGUCACAUGCCUGACAAACUACCAAUAGUGGUUACACUAGUGACAGAGAGAGGUCAAGGUGAUAAUACUUUGUUGACUGGAGUAAAGAAUCAAUUGGACUCACUCAAUCAACAGCUCAGUGUAAAGAUAUCAAUCAUUCAAUUGAAUAGAUUUGAUGGUUGCCCCUCAAACUCAACAAUCAUUCCAUCUCAAUCUGGUGAUACAAGUCUAGAUAUAAGUGUACACUGGCCAGAGACUAAUAUUGGAGUGGAAGCAAUAGUUGAUUGUCCAUGUGGUGACAAUGAUACAUCAUCAAGUGGCAGUGAAUUAAAAGCUUUCAGAUACUGUGGAGGGGAUUUUACUAAUGGAGCUCUCUGGACUACAAUUGAUGUAUCACAAUGUAACUUCAGUGAUUUAGCACGUAAAAUAUGUAACUUACGAAAUCUUCCAGUAGAUGAGAAAGUUCAGCAGCUAGAAGAGCUGACAAGUAAUACACAGGAAUUAAAAUCUACUGAAGUGACUGCAAGUGUUAGUAUUUUAGUGACUGCUACUGAAGAUGUCUCUGGAAAUAUAACACUGACAUCAACAUUUUUGGAAGUGGUGGACAACAUUUUAGUG